GGGCAAUCCAGCGUCAUCCGUCGCCUAUCGGCGCCAUCCUGCAGUCUGAGACUCGACUUCUGUGACCUGCGAGGAUGCUGGGCCGUAUCUGGGCCGGGGAUACGGGCCUCGAGGAGCCUGGGCAGGCGUAGGGGAGAGUCGUGCUCGGUGCCCCACGCUCAGUACCCGGGAGCUGCCUUACCGGGCCCAGGCCGCAGCGCGGGCGGGCACCGGAGAGGCGGGAGCCCCGCGCGGUCAGCGGCGCCGGGGUCUCCCCGAAGUGGCUGAGGCGGCGGGAAGCGUUGGGCACGGGGACUGUCGUGGGCCGCGCAUUGCUGCGGUCGCGCUGGGCGCCAGCGAGGCUGGGGACUCGGCAGGAAGUACUGCUGGGGAGGCGGGCAGUUCGCUGGGAACUAACCUGGAGCUUCGGUGCCCGAGGGCUUCCCCUCCAUCACUCGGUUGAGCUUUAGGAAGCAGGUUGGAUCCCUGCCAACCUGCUUGGCGCUUGAAGCUUGAUUGGGAUUCCGUCCUCACUUUGCAGAAGUUGAUCAGAGUGUCUUGCAGUUUGUGCCCGUGCGGAGAGAGUCCGCUCUGGUGCACUGUUCGCCACGUGAGACACUUGCUGUUGGACACAAUGUUCUGUGGCGCAGAGACCGACGUUUUCUCUUUAACAGACACGGGCGUUGGGUGGAAAGUAGUAUCUUUUUGCUAAUUAGGACAAGACUACAUUGGGUUAGUGCACCAAUGGACAGUGUUAGUACAGGGGCUGCUGGGUUUCAGAAGUCAGGAGAACGUUGUCGGUGACUGUUGUCGGUGACUGCCGGCUCCCGUGCGGAAUAGCAGACGGACCGUGCCUGACAUUUUCGUGCAGCCAUCAUGGUGCGCAUGAAUGUCCUGGCUGAUGCUCUGAAGAGUAUCAACAAUGCCGAAAAGAGAGGCAAGCGCCAGGUUCUCAUCCGGCCGUGCUCCAAAGUCAUCGUCCGGUUUCUGACCGUGAUGAUGAAGCAUGGUUACAUUGGCGAAUUUGAAAUUAUUGAUGACCACAGAGCUGGGAAAAUUGUUGUGAACCUCACAGGCAGGUUGAACAAGUGUGGAGUAAUCAGCCCCAGAUUUGAUGUGCAACUAAAAGAUCUAGAAAAAUGGCAGAACAACUUGCUUCCGUCCCGCCAAUUUGGUUUCAUUGUACUGACAACUUCAGCGGGCAUCAUGGACCAUGAAGAAGCAAGACGAAAACACACAGGAGGGAAAAUCCUGGGAUUCUUUUUCUAGGGAUGUGAUACAUAUGUGGAAAUAAAAUGCCUCAAAGGAC
Messenger RNA from Myotis myotis, 1288 nucleotides. RefSeq names its product ribosomal protein S15a (gene RPS15A). Gene Ontology annotation, biological process: translation. The record is from RefSeq and is a predicted model, not a curated record. Gene Ontology annotation, cellular component: cytosolic small ribosomal subunit; ribosome. The transcript has 5 exons. The coding region runs from base 856 to 1248 and encodes 130 amino acids. Lineage: Eukaryota; Metazoa; Chordata; Mammalia; Chiroptera; Vespertilionidae. Gene Ontology annotation, molecular function: structural constituent of ribosome.